Molecule: messenger RNA, 3586 nt
Organism: Brienomyrus brachyistius
Lineage: Eukaryota; Metazoa; Chordata; Actinopteri; Osteoglossiformes; Mormyridae
Gene: trib3
Product: tribbles pseudokinase 3
Exons: 4
Coding region: 1275-2351 (358 amino acids)
Biological process (GO): protein phosphorylation; positive regulation of proteasomal ubiquitin-dependent protein catabolic process; regulation of MAP kinase activity
Cellular component (GO): nucleus
Molecular function (GO): ATP binding; protein kinase activity; mitogen-activated protein kinase kinase binding
Source: RefSeq, a predicted model, not a curated record
GGAAUAGCCAUUUUUAUGGUUAUUUUCGGGUCGAUCCGACUCGACGACUACUUCGGUCAAGUUAAUAAUAGGUUUAAUAAAAGAUUAAGUUGUGUUGUUAAUGUAGACUAUUGAUAAACGGCAAAAUAUGGCGCGAUCGCGUAGAGUAGGAAGUAUUUAACCGUUUCUGCUAUUUGUUAGUAUCCGCGGAUCGUAAAAUUGCAAUAAUGUGGCGUGUUGGUAAGGAAUGUGUAACUUGUUGAAAGUCGUCAUAAUAACAAAUAGCGGGGGGAGGCACGUCUCUUCCUAGGCUAGAUGUGCAUUUACAGGGCGGGGGGCAGCGGCACGUCGCGUCCGUCGGCGCUGCCUGGCUUUGUCAACCUUCCUGUCAUCAGAAAAAAGGCAGCUAGGCGGAGCCAGGAUGUCGCAAUCGCAGGCAGGCAGCAUCAUUAACUUGAAACCCUACUGUAAAGCGAGUAAGGGAUAUUAGACAUUACUGUCCUAUACCCAGGGUCGACGCAGUUUGCCUGCUGCUUGGAGAUCGACCGACUCAGGCUGGAGGCGACACCCGAAGUGGAUCGUCUGACUAAUUGGAUUAAGCCGCCUGUUCUGGCCUGGGAAGCAAAUCGUUUUUUUUCAUGUUAAUUUAUUUACGCAUCUCCGACAAUAAGCACUGCUGCUUUCCAACGUAUGAUAAAGAGACGCCAGCUGGACAUCCGACUCUCACUGUCGCCUUUUUAAAGUUUGAUCGCGAGCAAGGAAAAAGCGGGACAGGACGACGAUAAGUGCUGCCAUACCCCUCCGGUGGAUCGGUGUGCAUCUGAAAUAUCGGGAGCUGGGAUUGAUAGCUAAUUCAGCGGGAAUAGCGAACAAAGAGCCCCGUAAGGACAACAAAAGCCAGCACCGGUGCACGGUGAAAACUACGCAAGUCCGCUACUACAAAGCCACCCACGACCAUUUAAGUCGAUCGCAACCAUAUAUGACUGGGCAGCCUUUUCUUUUCUUUGGGAAAGUUCCGGAUACGUUUAACAAUCGCAAAAACCAAAGGCGACAAUUUAACGUAUAGCUCUUUCAUCACUUUUUUUUUACAGUGGAAUCAAGAAAAAAAAAUCGCCAUUAUCUUUAUACUGUCUAGUUUUUUUCGAUCUUGUAUCGAAAGUAACACUUGAAGUUUUUUUAUUUUUAAAUUUGAUCUUAGCAACAUUUAUCUUUUUGGGAAUGUUUUUUUGAGAAAAAUAGAACACUGACAAACGGGAAUUGCCGUAGCAUUUGUGCGUUUUUUUGGAGAAGAGCAGAUGCCUUUGUCUUCCACGGACGAGAUGAGUGUGAACCUGCAGCCUGGCCCAUGCACUCUUCCUCUGCGCCUGAAGCGUGUGGAUUUCGAGGAACCCCUCGACACUGACACCCCAAAAUGCAAGCGCCCUCGCCUGAGCCAGCCUCCCUCUCCAGGCCUGGCCCCGUGCCUCCGUCCUUUGACCCAGAGCCCAAGGCCCAGUGGAGGGCAGCAGCCCAGCGCCUCCCGGAUUGGUCCCUACAUCCUCUUGGAGAAGAUGGAGGGCUCACAGAUCCAUAGGGCCGUGCACAGUGUCACGGAGAAGGAGUACACUUGCAAGGUGUUUCCCAUGAAGAAGUAUCAGGAGCUGAUCGCCCCCUACGCUCUCCUGUCGCCGCACGAGAACGUGGUGCCCGUCUCGGAGGUGGUGACUGGCGAGCGCAGCGCCUACGUCUUCUUUGAGCGCAGCCACGGCGACAUGCACUCGUACGUGCGGACAUGCAAGCGGCUGCCGGAGGACGAGGCGGCCGGGCUUUUCCGGCAGAUGGCGGCCGCUGUGGCCCACUGCCACUGCAGUGGCGUCGUGCUGCGCGACCUCAAGCUGCGCAAGUUCGUCUUCACCGACAGGCAGAGGACGAAGCUGGUACUGCAGGAUUUGGAGGACUCGUGCAUCCUUAAAGGGGAGGACGAUUCCCUGACUGACAAACAUGGCUGCCCGGCCUACGUCGGGCCAGAGAUCCUCAACUCGCGGCACUCGUACUCAGGGAAGGCGGCGGAUGUGUGGAGCCUCGGCGUUGUGCUGUACACCAUGCUGGUGGGCCGCUACCCCUUCCAGGACGUGGAGCCUGCAGCUCUCUUCGGCAAAAUCCGCCGGGGGGUGUUCACAGUGCCGGACUCGCUCUCUGCCAGCGCCAAGUGCUUGGUGAGAUGCAUGCUGCGGAAGGCCCCCUCAGAGAGACUGGAGUCCAGUGACGUUCUGCUGCACCCCUGGCUGAAUUCUCCCAGCCCCUUGGCCCCCAGCAGCCACCUCACCCCCAGGAACUGCACGGACCAAGUCGUACCAGACUUUGGGAAAAAUGAAGAUGAGGACUUUCUGUAAUUCAAAGUAAAGUGAAUGAAAUAGACUUUCUUAAAGCCUACAUUUCCCUCUUCGUGUUCUCCGGUGGUGAGAGUAAUGUUUCACCUGCAUAAAACAAAAAUAGAUUCUCUGUCAAUGGAGAACCACGCAAAGCUGACAGGGGAAAGACGAGAAGUCUUUUCUGAGGCAUUUUUAGGAUUGUAAUGUGUUCAUUGUGGUUCAGCGAUUAUCCUCGAUGUAGCUGAAGUUGACAAAACACCUGACAAGACCAGUGGCUUCACGUCUGCUGCUCGGACCUGCGAUAGCGACAUUCUGCGACCUUCCGCUUAAACUGAAAACGAUCCUCUCCCGAAUCCAGUCACCCGCCAUUGCAUCGUCCAGCCAAUUCAUACCAGUAUUUAACCCUUUAUGUAGUCUUUUCCAUUUCGAGAGCGAGCAAAACUGUCGGUGGAAGAGGCCUGUGAGAGACAAUUCGUCUCUAGGUCUAAGGUGGCCGGUGUGAGUUACCUCUAAUGUUAACCAAUCCUGGAAUACUUGAUGCACAAGAAUAUUUGUGCCCUUUUUAGUACUGUUUGCAUAGUUUGCAGUGGAAAAACUAGAUCUGACUGUUUUUAAGUGCCUUUUUGUCUUCUAGUUCCUGUUUUACCCCUUAUUUAUCCUCACCAGACAUAGACAGAACCAAAUAUGAGGUGCUUUUUGUAACCAAAGAAUCGUCUGUAGCUUUCGUCAGUGUAUAGACCUCUGUAAACUGAACCCUUUUUUCAUUGUGGAUGGCAAUAGGUUGACAUUCUGCCUGUAACAGUGAAAAUGACCCAUUCGUUGAAGUGCAGGGUUGCUUUUUGUAUGAAGAAUGUGCUCUAUGUCGUCCUGUGCAUGCCGUCUCAGUUCCCAAAUAGGUCCACCAUAAUGUCCGUGUCUGCGCCACUCUGGGGAGGAUCUGGAUGAGGGUGACAGUGAACUGGUACCUGUACAAAACCCCAGUCUAAAGCUGGUGGAGUCACGGUUUGCGGACCGUAGUGAGGCAUUACGAAGAAUCGGACCUGGAACCUGCAUAACUCCCUGUGUGUCCCCCCCCCGUUAUUGUUCUUGCAUUCACAUCACCACCUUUUUUUUGUGAAUUUUGUAAAUAAACUUAUUAUGCAGAGAAAAUGCACACUACAUGGUUGUUUUUGUUUUGGGGGUGUGUAAUAAGUCCCUUAAAAUAAGUGUAUAUUUUUUGUUGUUGCCAAUAAGAAAUAAAAAUCCAAAAAAGCCAA